AUGAAACAACUAGCAUGUUGGCAGUUGGUCGCGGGGUGCCUUUGGAUGGCAGCUUGUGCGUACGUAAACUGCAUUUCCCAGAUAUAUGUCGAUAAAUUUCAAAACGAGCACUACCACGGCCGAGUCCCUGAGCUUCUACCGGACCUGGGAUUUUAUUUCCUCCCGCAUAUUGAGAUACCACACCUUGCCGACUUCUGGAAUAUCGCCAUUGUGGUGGGAACUAUGGUUCCGGUCCUGCUAGAGGCCGUCAAGAUUGUGCUGGGCAUCCGUUUCACGUGUGGGGACAUCCUUUUCUCGGGGCACGCAGCUAACUUCACUUUGAUGGCCCUUAUAUGGACUGAGUACGGCUAUGGUUUCCUAGCAGUAGAUGCAACUGCCCGAGGGUAUACAGCCCUAGAGGGUGGUAACCAUGGCCAGAUAGGUGGGCGCCAUCGGGGAGGGGCCCUGUUGCAUUUUGUAUUCCGCCGGCUCUUGCCGGUACUCUGGUGGGCUGCUGCUAUUCUGGGGUAUUUUGUCAUCGUAGCGACGCGUUUUCACUACACUGUAGAUGUUUUAGUGGCCAUCAUUAUAGUGACCAAACAGUGGGGGCUGUACCACAUGUACAUUCGAACGCCCCGGAUCAUGAGGCGACUGGGCUUCCUACGGUGGUAUGAGCAGAAGCAGGACUUUGCUAUGGUGUCGGCAAAGAAGACGCCGAGAGUAUCGCCAGUGGGGGACCGAAGGAUGUCGAUUGAGAUGGGAACAAUACCGGAGCAUCCUGAUCUUGAGGCCUUAGAAGCCGGGACCCAGGGGGUAACGGAGGAGGACGAGGAUGACGCGAGGAACAAGGCGGCUACUACGGCUCCACAGCUCUAUGGAAGGAUUCGAUCAACUCGGUUUGGCAGUGACUACACUGAUAUUGACGACACCUUCGUGAUUGAGGAUUCCGCCUCGGAGGUCCUCGUAUGA
Molecule: messenger RNA, 948 nt
Organism: Perkinsus marinus ATCC 50983
Lineage: Eukaryota; Perkinsozoa; Perkinsida; Perkinsidae
Exons: 11
Coding region: 1-948 (315 amino acids)
Biological process (GO): ceramide biosynthetic process
Cellular component (GO): Golgi membrane; endoplasmic reticulum membrane
Molecular function (GO): ceramide cholinephosphotransferase activity; sphingomyelin synthase activity
Source: RefSeq, a predicted model, not a curated record